This is a messenger RNA of Lodderomyces orthopsilosis Co 90-125, 1116 nucleotides long. It is a transcript of the gene MNN9, whose product is annotated as mannosyltransferase complex subunit. The transcript has a single exon. Gene Ontology annotation, cellular component: mannan polymerase complex. NCBI's taxonomy places the organism in Eukaryota, Fungi, Ascomycota, Pichiomycetes, Serinales, Debaryomycetaceae. The record is from RefSeq and is a predicted model, not a curated record. Bases 1 to 1116 code for a protein of 371 amino acids. Gene Ontology annotation, biological process: protein N-linked glycosylation; cell wall mannoprotein biosynthetic process. Gene Ontology annotation, molecular function: alpha-1,6-mannosyltransferase activity.
AUGGUACCUUAUAGAAAUCCAUACGUCAACUACAUACGAAGAAAACCAUUGGCACUUUUGGCGCCAAUUACGAUUCUCCUUUUCAUCUACUUUUUCCUAUUUGGAUCUUCAUCUGUAUCGUCACCCAAAACAACUCCCAAAUACAGCUAUGACAGGAAAUCAAAAUCAUGGUUCACCUCCAACAAUAAAGAUUCAGUAAUGGUGAAGAAUUUGCCAAAGAAUCAUAUAUCCCAUUACGACUUGAAUAAAUUAUCUUCAUCAUCCGAUGCGUUGGCCAAGAAGGAAGAAGUGUUGAUUUUAACUCCAAUGACAAAAUUUUUACCUGAAUAUUGGGAAAAUUUGAACAAGUUGACUUAUGAUCACUCAUUGAUUUCUUUGGGUUUUAUAUUCCCAAGAACAGAGGAAGGUGAUGAAGCAUUGAAGAAUUUAGAAACAGCGUUGAAAAAGAGUAAAGCUAGUAAUACAUUGAACUUUAAGAAGGUUACCUUGUUGAGACAAGAUUCAAACUCCUUGGGAAGUCAGUUGGAAAAGGAAAGACACGCAUUCAAGGUACAGAAAGAGAGAAGAUCAAUGAUGGCAUUGGCAAGAAACUCAUUAGUAUUUUCCACCAUUUCACCUUCUACAUCUUGGAUCUUGUGGUUGGAUGCCGAUAUUGUUGAAACACCCCCAAACUUGAUCCAAGAUUUGGUGGCCCAUAAUAAGCCUGUGUUAUCGGCAAACGUGUAUCAAAGGUACUACGAUGAAGAGAAACAACAACAAUCAAUCAGGCCGUAUGAUUACAACAAUUGGGUUGAAAGUGAGGAAGGUUUGAAAUUGGCGGCUGGUUUGGGUGAUGACGAAAUUAUUGUUGAAGGAUACUCGGAAAUGGCCACGUACAGAGCUUUAAUGGCUCACUUUUACGAUCCGAAUCAAGAUGUCAAUACGGAAAUGGCCUUGGAUGGGGUUGGAGGUGGUGCAGUAAUGGUCAAGGCUGAUGUUCAUAGAGAUGGAGCUAUGUUCCCAUCGUUCCCAUUUUAUCAUUUGAUUGAAACUGAAGGAUUUGCAAAAAUGGCGAAGAGGUUGGGAUAUGAAGUGGUUGGUUUACCAAAUUACUUGGUGUAUCAUCAUAAUGAGUAG